Molecule: messenger RNA, 4023 nt
Organism: Arabidopsis thaliana (thale cress)
Lineage: Eukaryota; Viridiplantae; Streptophyta; Magnoliopsida; Brassicales; Brassicaceae
Gene: SUA
Product: suppressor of abi3-5
Exons: 14
Coding region: 1632-3815 (727 amino acids)
Cellular component (GO): nucleus
Molecular function (GO): RNA binding; nucleic acid binding
Source: RefSeq, marked reviewed
GUUUGGAUUUUUCAAUUAAAAAAAAAAAAACUCAUCUACGCCUUUUCAUAUUUCGCUUGAACAACAACGAAACCCUAAUCUGGUUAAAGUUGGAUUCGGCCAAGUCCACCACCGUGGAGCUCUGAAUUCAUUUCUCUUGUAAUUCAUCGAUCGCUGUUGAAUAUUUUCAAUUUGAGUUCCCACGGUAGAAACCAUUCCGAUUUAUACGGCUACUUCAUCGCUCGAGCUCUCUCGUUUCUGUAUCGAUCGCAGCGUAUCUGAUUUGUCACCGGUUUCAGGCUUGUUUCUCUGACCUCUGGUUAUCGGCUCCCUGAUUUUGCGCUCUAUCUAUUAAUCAAUCUCUUAUUCCAAGUCUUUGUUCCGCUGUUAUCACAGCUCAUCUUCAUCUUCCAUUCACUGGUGUCUUUGGUCCGGCGUCGUUGUGCUGCUUUCAGUUCAUCACAGGAAAGAGCUUUAAAUAUUAAGCUUUGAAUAUUCUCUCAGACCAUCAAAGAUUUGCUUGGUGCACUGGCCGGAAAUGGAUCCUAGUCGAUAUGGUCGUCAGCAAGAAUGGGAUAAUAACAGUGUAAUUGUGGUUUUCUCCUUACAUAUAUGGGAUGAUAAACAAGAUAUUUUUAGGGAUGUUAUGAAUCUCAACUCAUCCGUGGAGUGAGAGACUUGGGAGAGUGAGGAUGUGGAUGGGAUUUGGCUAAUGUAAUAUCCGUCAAUGAUGUUUGUUGCUGACAUAGCUUAUUCUCUUCAAUUCACAGGCUCCGGAGGGUUAUGGUACUCAGCAUGAUCCAAAUCAUCGGUUUGGCGUAUCAUAUGAUGACGGAUAUCCUGAUGAAAGGUUGAUGCGGGAUGAUGUCUACAACUAUCCACCUGGACAUAAUACUCUGGGUGACUUGCCUCAAUCUAGAAAGCGAAACUAUGAAGAAAAUUAUCCCAGUGAACUUCGCAGGCAAGAAAAGCCUUACAUCGAUUCAAAUUAUGCUGCUGACUAUUAUCAUGAUAGUGAAGCUGGGAGUCGUAAUGGACAUUACCGUGAUCAUGAACACGAAAGGUCGUCCAGAUAUGAUGGCUGCGAUGACUAUUCUUGUAAUGAUAACAACUAUAGAUCGAAAAAUUACCAUCAUAGCAGAGAUGAUGGUCGUGAAAAAGAUUAUGAUUAUACUCGCCGAAGUUAUGAUUCUGAGUAUGAAAGGGCCAGUGUGAGAGAUGGCAGUCGAAAGAGCCGUGAUCCGCAGGACAGAGAACGGAAUUCUCGAGAUAGAGAAUGGGAUUCACGUGAUAGGGAGUGGGACAAAAGAUGUUACAGCCGCGAAAGAGAUGAGAGUCCUCAUAAGAGAUAUGAGAAGUCACGAUCUCGAUCUACCGGACGUGGGGAGUUCUCUAGAUCAAGAUCUCCUAGAGGUCGGAGCCAUGGGCGGAGUUACCGGGAGGACAGCUAUGAGGGGGAUCACUGGAAUGAAAGUGAGAGGCGAAGAGAAUAUGAAGAUAGACAUAACCAGGAUCAUUUUUCUGCUGUAUAAAAUAUUCUCUCAUCCCUGGUCUAUAUUCUUUUGUUGCGAAGACAUUUAAAAAAUCCGUUCCUAUAUUUUUAUGGUUUUUGCUAGACCCCAUCCGCCACUGUUGUUGUGAAGGGUCUCUCUAUGAAAUCAACAGAAGAAGAUCUAUACCAGAUUCUGGCUGAAUGGGGUCCUUUGCAUCAUGUUCGUGUUAUUCGGGAGCAAAAUUCUGGGAUUUCUCGUGGAUUUGCUUUUAUUGAUUUCCCCACGGUGGAUGCCGCACGCACCAUGAUGGAUAGAAUUGAGCAUGAUGGUAUAGUUUUGGAUGGAAGGAAACUUAUGUUCCAUUACAGCCAACCUACUGGUAGGGCUGGUGUGUCCCGUAGGCAGGAACAUGCUUCUAGACGCAGUUAUGGUGGAAGUCGAAACAUGAUAGUUCCCACAGAUUGGAUCUGUACAAUCUGUGGCUGUAUCAAUUUUGCGCGGCGAACCUCUUGCUUUCAGUGUAAUGAACCAAAGACCAAGGAUUCUCCUUCAGCGGAUGUAGGUUUAUCAAACUCUGCAGCAGGAAAACGAAUUUCUGAGACAGGUCCAACUCAUGUCCUGGUUGUACGUGGGUUGGAUGAAGAUGCUGAUGAGGAAAUGCUUCGGUAUGAAUUUUCCAAACAUGCUCCUAUCAAGGAUCUUCGUCUUGUGAGAGACAAAUUCACUCAUGUUUCACGAGGAUUUGCAUUCGUGCAUUUCUAUUCGGUUGAGGAUGCUACUAAGGCACUUGAAGCAACAAACAGAACAGCUCUUGAAAGGAAUGGUAAAAUUCUUAGAGUUGCGUAUGCAAAGAGUGUUCAUGGUUCUGGAACUGGUAUAUCAGCACCCUCGCACUCCAACAACCUCGCUGCUGCUGCAAUUGAAGCAGCAACGUUUUCUCAACAGUAUGACGGUGUUGGAUGGGCUCCAAAGGAAUACAAUACUGGUGAGAAACAAAACACUGGAGGGCAGGCCCAGGGUGUUGGGGAAAUUGAAUCCCAGAAAGGGACUUCUGCUCCACAGUCUGGCUAUGUGUGGGAUGAAGCAUCUGGUUAUUACUAUGAUGCGGCUUCUGGAUACUACUACGAUGGAAAUUCAGGUCUCUAUUAUGACAGCAAUAGUGGGCUUUGGUACUCGUAUGACCAGCAAACACAACAAUAUGUUCCUUGUCCUGAUCAGAACAAUGAGAGUAAAGUAACAGAAAACCAACCAGACUCUGCCAAGAAGGAGAAAUCCAGUCAACAAAAGGUUAUUAUCUCGGCGGCUACUACCCCUAAUGUAGAAAAAGUUCUGUCCUUACCAGAUGCGGUUCAGGCGGCUGCUGCAGCAGCAAUUGCAUCAGAGAAGAGAGAGAAAGAGAGAGUGAAAGAGAUAAAACUUGCAUCAAAGACUAGCCUACUCGCCAGCAAGAAAAAAAUGAGUAACGUUUUAACAAUGUGGAAGCAGCGGAGCCAUGAAACCCAAAUACAACGUCCCUCACCCUCACUUGGUGACAAUCCACCUACAGUUUCGGCUGAAGCAAGGUCGUCUUUCUCCACUGGACAAUCCAUGGGCAAACUGAAAUCUGAUGUAAUUAUUGCGAAGGAGAGAAGUACCUCCAAUCAUGGAGUUUCUGCCCUGACAACUGCAGAAAGCUCGAGCAGCAGUACAACAGGAGGAACUUUGAUGGGGGUGAUGAGAGGUUCUUUUGGAGGAACUUUGGGUGGAGCUUCUUCUUCAGCUAGUGUACAAAUGCCGCCAAUAUUACCUUCUGCUUCUCCAGCUUCGGUUUCAGUUUCUGGGAGUGGGAGAAGAAGGUUCUCUGAAACACCGACUGCAGGGCCUACUCAUAGAGAACAGCCUCAGACAUCAUACCGGGACCGUGCUGCAGAAAGAAGAAACUUGUAUGGCUCAUCAACAUCAAGUGGAAAUGAUGUUAUUGAUUCAAGUGAGGAUUUAAUGGGGUUGAGGAAAGGUUCAUCGGAUCCAACACCAUUUCCUCCUGGUGUGGGUGGACGUGGGAUUACAACAAGCACCGAAGUCAGUAGUUUCGAUGUGAUUACAGAAGAGAGAGCAAUAGAUGAGAGUAACGUGGGAAACAGAAUGCUGAGGAACAUGGGUUGGCACGAAGGAUCGGGUUUGGGGAAAGACGGGAGCGGAAUGAAAGAACCGGUGCAAGCGCAAGGCGUUGAUAGGAGAGCAGGACUUGGGAGUCAGCAGAAGAAAGUUGAUGCUGAGUUUGAGGUUCAGCCUGGUGACACUUACAGAACUCUUCUCCAUAAGAAAGCACUUGCGAGAUUUCGUGACAUGUCUGACAAUAAUUGACUCUCUCUGUGUGUAAAGUCAGUUGGAAACUUCUAAAUUCCGUUGUGCUUAAACUGUGAAAGUGAUUUUGAUUUUGUUCUUUUUGUUAAAUUAUUAUUAAUGAAAAGAGACAGAUUAGUACUACUUGAGUUUAUAUGGACCUUAAAACCUUUGUAUUAUUAAUGUAUCUGGAGGCAACAACGACCCGAAGACAACAACAGUAUUUAAA